Molecule: messenger RNA, 456 nt
Organism: Ustilaginoidea virens
Lineage: Eukaryota; Fungi; Ascomycota; Sordariomycetes; Hypocreales; Clavicipitaceae
Exons: 1
Coding region: 1-456 (151 amino acids)
Source: RefSeq, a predicted model, not a curated record
AUGGCCGGCCAUCUCUGCUGGGUGCAGAGCAACCUGUGCAGAGCAACCUGUGCAGAGCAACCUCGUCGCAGAGCGGAAAACUACGCGGCCCCUGCAGCAGCAGCAGCAGCAGCAGCAGCAGCAGCAGCAGCAGCAUCCAACGCAUUUGCAUUUCCGGUCGGGAUGGCCUCCCGGCGAUUUUCCCUGCUGGCGCUCUCCCAGGCCAAGCACAGCCCAUCCAUCUCAUCCGUUGUCAUCUUGGCUGCAGCGGGCGUCGCAGCCGCCCGACGAGCCUGGUCAGCGAGCCUGGUCAGCGACCCCAGCGCCACCAGCAAGCAUCAAGUUCUCAGCUUCCCCCCCCGACGAACCAAGCUGUCGACACAGCCAAAGUCGGUGGGCAGUUCCUGGGCUUUGGCAUCGGGCGGCGCAGGCUGGACAAGACGAGCCGCUGCCAGACGCGACGGCCUCGCUGGAUGA